AUGCUAUUCGGUGGCCUAGCCAAUUCCGGUUGCCCUCACUGCCAACAUCGAAAUAAUCGACGAAAAAAAGGACAGUGCCAGCAGUGCCAUAAGAAGGCACGCUUCUACAUCACCCCGACACCGUGCUCUCUUACAGACGACUCUUGUCGAACCACAUCCCAUUCUUCAUCCAGGCCCCAUUCUCUGUCACCCUCUGUUCUUUUCCCUCGAGCCAAUUCAGCACAAUCGUCUCAUACUGAAACAUGUGAGUCGUGUGCAGUUCUAUUCUCCAUAGGUUUCAUCCAUUGUCUUUCUGAUUACCAUUAAUUAUUGUAGCCCCAAGACCUCAGAGUGUAACCCAACGUCCGCUAGAGCCCGGGCAUUGGCAAAUCCUUGGACCGGGAGCCUUAAUCAAAGCUUUGGAUCAGGUUCAAACCCUUGACAUUCUUCACAAUCCUUACAGUAAUAUAAACCAAGAUCUUCGCGAAGCGCAAUUAAUAGGUGCGAUUUUUUGGAUUGUUUUGACGUGUUUUGUGAUUAUAAUGAAUGUAACCAGUAGUAAUUUUGGAUUGUUUUAGCUGGGAUAAUGGAUGAUCCAACCAUAGAUCCCAACAUUGGAACCACGGUGAUCAGCACCAACACUGACACCAUCCAUCGGACUCCGGAUAGCCCCUCUAUGAAUGACUUUUUUUGGUAAGUUAUCUUGGCUUAUUAAACUUCCUUCAGGGAUCCCGUGGGAGAUACCAAUUAUGCCUCAGACACUUUUGACAGCGAUCUUUAUGAUUACGAUGACCGCACAAAUGCUCGUCUUGGAAGAACGCAAGAAGAUCUUCACAAAUACAAACAGCGAAUAGAUGCAAAUGUAGAACACCAGCGAGAAUACUCUGAGAUCAUGAAUGCGAUGCAUCAGAAGGUAAGAAUAAAGUGCGUCAAACCAUAAUUGCCGCCUCUUACAGCUUCAAGAGUACCGAAAACAUAUUGCCAAACUGGAAGGAAAGUUGCACAAACCAAUCAGUACAAGUGACGAUUCCUCCUUCUUCCCCUUAGGAAGGGGUUAUGACAUUGGAGUUGGGGCUGGACCCAAUGUAAAUAUUAGCACCGAUAUCUGGACAGCCGGCGGAGGGGGUGCUGGAUAUGGAGGAGCACGAGUUGGGGGUGAUACCAACCAGAACUUUGAUGUCAUGAUAAGGUUGGAUGAGGAGAGACGACGGGCUGAUGACUUCCGUAUUCAGUUAGAGAAUGAAAGACAAAAUAAUGAACAACUACAGAUAGAGAUCGACCGAAUCCGUCGGGAAUACGAGAGAGAUGCAAAAGAGAAAGAAAGGCGUUAUACUAACAGAGAACGGGUACGUAUAAUUAAGAAAUUUAAUGACUACUCUUGCAAAAAAUAGAUUAAAUUAGACAUCUGCAGGGCUACUGAAGUAAUUAGAAUUUUAAUUUUUCAGAACCUGGCCCAAUACCUCAGUGAUGAACAGAAAAAGAUGCUAGACCUCUGGACUGAGCUCCAACGAGUUCGCAAACAAUUUGGGCAGUUGAAACAACAAACCGAAGAAGACCUGGAAAGACAGCGACAAGACUUUUCCAAGAUCUUUCGAAACAUUCAAAACUUCACACGAACAAGUGGAGGAGGAGCAGACCCUCUAACCACAAGCAUUCAUCUUGGAGAUGGUGGAACCACAUACAAUCUGGACUCUGUAAUCCAGGAGACCAUCAGAAGAGUGGGCAAUAGAGGAGCAACCUCCCCAUACAUUGCUGAUCUAGACCUAUUGGCUAGACUUAGAAAAGGGGUUGACAGUAACGAUGACAAUACGGAACUUUACAACGAGUUGAUGAAAAAAUACGAAGAGGCCAUCGAGAGGAACAUUGAGAUUGAAUCGAAGGGCGACGAAAAUGCCCGCAAGGUCAGCGACCUGGAAUCUGAACUUAGGCGAACUAGAGACCGUCUUGGUGAAGCUCAGAGCGCCAUUAAGAAGAUCCACAAUAUUGCAAUCAACAGUGAUCGCAAUACCGAGAGUACCAAACGUACCCGUUCCCUGUCCCCCGGCGAAGCUGUAGUUCAACCCUCUGAAGCCAUUCGGGCAUUCAGGAAUGUUCUUCGGGAAAAGGACAACGAAAUCCAGCGCCUUGAACAAAAGCUCAAGGCCGCUGAAAAGCAGGCCAACGAAUUUGUUUCCAAAUUUGAAGCUGCUGAUGAAGCAAGAAGACGUCUUGAUAAAUAUUUAUCUGAUGCUAAACGAGAUGUCGCCAACCUUCAAAAGCAUCUCGACAGCUCUGAACGUCAAAAUCGCCGACUUGAGGACCGUAUCAGAGCAGUUGAGGCGGAGAAACAAGCUACCGAAAAGGCGAGAAAUUACCUGGAAGAGGAGUUGAAGAGAUUACAACAGUAAGCUAAUCAGAUCAAACAUUGCAUAAUUGCAUUCUAUUAUUUCAGAUUGUUCCAAAAGAAUACGACAGAUGAUGCAAGGAAAGCGCGUGAAGAAGCCGAAGAAUUCGCCUCCAAUAUGGAACAAGAUUACAAAAAUAGAAUCGCUGAGCUCACCAGCCGCAUUGAUUCGCUAAUGAAAGAUAACAAUCGUCUUAAGGCGGAGAUUUCACCAAUCAAGGACAAAUACCGAGACCUCGAAAAUGAAUACAACUCCCUCUUACGUCGCCUUGAAGAGAAAGGUAAGGUAUUUUAAAAUAAAAAAACAUUUGUAGAUACCCAACUUAAAUACACGGAGGAUCAUAAAACAAAGAUUCUGAAGGAUCUAGAAAACCUCCGUAGCCAGUAUGACGCAACUAGAACCGAAUUAGACAAAUAUAACAGUGAUAAUGAAGUGUUGACUAACAGAAUCAACGUCCUGGAACAACAGAACAAGGAGUUGAAGCAACAAAGAGACGAGAUCAGGUGAGAAAGAGAAACUUUCUACUAAUAAAAAUUCCAGUAAACAGCGUGAUGAACUAUCUCGUCAACUGUUUGAUGUCAAACAGACCAUCGAAACCGAGAAGACAAAGGGAACCAACGUCGAGGAGAACAUUCAAUCCCUUAAUGACGAAAUCGACAAGCUGAAAGCACAAGUCGGGGACUAUGAAAACCAAAUUGUCAUUCUUCGCAGACACAAUGAUGACCUGGAUACCCAGCUCAAGACCGCACAGUCCAAGCAAGGUGUUAUUGAAAACGAUGUUCAGACAAGGAUCAAAGAAAUCACAACCCUUAAUGAACUCAAUCAGAGAUUGCAGAAAGAAAAACAAGAAAUUCUAGAGUAAGUAUGAAAUAAAAUAUUAAUCACUCAUUCCUUCAGCGCCAAACACAAAACCGAACAGGAACUCGAUGCCUUCAAAGAAAGAAUUCGAAAAUUGGAAGCAGAAAUUGAUAAAUUGAAGAAGGAAAAUGAUGAGCUUACCAAGAAGGAAGCCAAUGCGCAAGAAGCCUUUUCCCAACAAACCAAACGAGUCAGCACUUUACAACUAGAUCUCCAAGAUGCAAGAGCCAAGAUUAAAGAACUAGAAGGUAGAGUUCCAAUACCCAAAAAUUACAAUAUUCAGAUAAAUUGGCUCGGCUAGAGAAGGACUACAAGGACCGGCUGAAGAAUUGGCAGAGAAACCGACAGUCCACCAAGUCAACUGAUAUUGGUGGAGGAAGUCUGGACUCUUCAACAACAGGGGGACAAACUGGUGGAGGAGAUACAGGAGACCUAACCGAAGAUAUUGUAGCCGGAGGCAAAGGCGGAAGAGGAGCUGACGACAGUGGUGUUGGUGGUGGAACAACCACAAAUGUUGACAGUACUUACAUCACCAAAUACGGAGGGUUCGGAGAUGCUUCUUAUCUGGAUCCAGAAAUCGUUGAGAGUAGGAUUAAAGAUAUCAAUGACAAAUGGAAAAUCGAGUUGGAUAAAGUGGAGAACGAAAAAGAUUCCCUUGAGUCCAAAAUUCGUGAACUGGAGGAUCAAAUUUCCCAAUUUAAUCGAGGCGAAGAACGAGAAAAGAACGAUCUUCUGGAUCAGGUUCGAAAACUUCAGAAUGAGAUUGACAAAUUGAAGGCCGAAAUCCUUCAGCUUAAUGACAAACAUCAAAGUGAACUAGAAGACGAAAAGGAAACUUAUCAAAAGGUAAUGUAUUUUGCCAAUAUCUUAAAAUGAAAUCGCAAAUCUUAUCUAAUAUUACCAUUUAGACCAUUGACGACAUUCGCAAGAGCGAAGCCGAACUUCAAGACAAAAUUAACAAACUUGAACAAGAACGAGCGGACUUGCUGAACCAACAAAGCGAAUAUGAAAAGGAGCGCAGGGAAUACGACGAAAAGUUGACAACCUUGGCUUCAAAUAACCAAAAACUGAAGGAUGACAUUGAAGACAUCCGGACUCAGACCGAAAAAGAAAUACAAAUCUGGAAGACCGACGCUUAUUCGGCGAGGUCCGAAGUUAAAUCCCUGGAAACUACAUUGGCAGGCUUGAAAACUCAACUGGCCGCAGCUACGGAAAGAGCUGAGACAUUAAACAAAACCGUCAACGACCAUGUCUCCAAGAUCAGAGAUUGUAAGUUCAUUUCACCAUCAAUAACACAAUAAAAUUCAGUAACUUCUCAAAUCCGAAAGCUCGAAGAAGAACUGACCGAUGCCAAAGCUAAUGCCCAUUCCAAGGAAGUCGAGCUGGACAACGCUCAGAACAGAAUCAGACAAAUCGAAGAGCAAUUGGCAGCCUUACAAGCCGAACAUGCAAGAACCCGAGGAGAAUUGGGUGACAUCAACCGUGAAUACUCGAAUGUCGUCAUCAUCAGAGACGACUUGCAGAAGGAAAACGAGAAAUUGUCCCGUAGGAACAAAGAACUCGAGUCCAUUCUCAAAGAAAUUAGAAACGGCACUGACCACCUCAAAAAUGAGGUAAGUCAAUUUCUAUACAUUUUAUAAAGAUGUUCACAGCAGUUCUCAACUUUUUUUAGGGCAAAAAAUGGGUUGACAUUGAUUUUGUAAAAUCACACUGAAAAAUUUUCGUCCUGCAGCGAUUUUCCAAAAUCCGCACACCAAUUUGUUCUUUGAAAAACUUCUCAAAAAUCAAAAUCAAAACACGACAUUCAAAACAUCCAGAAAAUAAAUCGAUUUUGAGAUUUUUAUUUUAAAAUGGUCGGAUGCAUCCUACUCGCACAUUAUUGUAACAUUUCUCAAAAAUCGGCCAUUCAGAAGACCCACAGCCAAUUUUUCCAUAAAAUUCUGCUAUAGUAAAUAAAAAAAAUUACAAAAAGUCAUAAUACCACUCUUUCGCAUAGUGGAUUCUGUUAAAAUUUGUAAUCCGAAGGUCGCGGAUUCGAUUCCCAAUGGACGAAAAAUUUGACAAACUCUGUAAAACUUAAAGAAAUCGAUCAAGCUGUGUUGGUUAGGCAUAUUUAAGCUAUAAUAUAUAUGACUAUGUAUAUCCAGGCGAUAAUGUAAUUUUUAAAGUAUUUUUUGAAGAUAAAUCAGCUUUCAGUAUAUUUUCGAAGAAGGUCAGUUGCAGAAAACCGGUAAAACUAAAGUAGUUAGGGGUUUCAAUCAUAGGAUUCAACGAAAGAGAUUUUUAGGGAACCAAGAUUACUGUAACAUAGAACGGCCGCUAAAAAUUGGCCGUGGAUUUUUUUUAACAGAAACUUGAUAAUUAUUCGAUUUUCAAAAUCAACGCAAAACUCAACUUGUGUGACCUAGAGGUUCCAAAAAGUUCUGCCAUCAGGGGAAUUUGCAAAGGACCCACCUGGGAUCCGGUUCCGGUCACCUUUAUAUCAUCUAGCGCCCGGAAAAAAUCGAGCUGAAACGGAAAAGAUUUUUCUUUUCUUGACAUUUCAAAAAAGUACAGAACGCUGUGAAUGGUAAAAAUUGUUUACUUCGAGAAAGGGCAAAAAAUCUACACAAAACAAUUCAAGCAGCAGAAAACCCGUGGAAAACUUGGCUUGUCAGGCAUAACUGCGAAAAAUGGGACCAUUUUUUUUGAAUCGCUUAAACCCAAACCCUCUUUGCGCAUCAUUAAAUAUUGUAAUUACAACUACCUAGGUGGCAAAAUAUACAUUAAGCGUAUUUUUUGCGGGGUCAGGAAAUUAUGGGUGACGCAGAGUCGGGUGGUGCAGGUUCGGGUGAGAACUUUCGGGUGAUCGCAAAGUCGGGUGAUGCAAAGUCGGGUGGUGCAUAUUCGGGUGAUGGAAUUUUGGGGUGGGGGAAUUCUCGGGUGAUGAAAAAUAUUGCACUGAAGGCUACUAAAUAUAAAAUAUUGUACUAAUGGCUACUAAAUAUGACGUAAUAUUGUUAAAAUUUUUUUAAUUUUAUGCUUUUUGGGGUUUUCGACCUUCAGGAGUCCAAAAAUGAAAACCAUUUUGUUCAAAAUUCUCUGUGCGUAUUACUAUUGUCGUUUUAAUUCUAAGUAAAUAUAAGAAUUACUGUAAAUUUUAUGAAUGAACCCAAUUCUGUAUUUGUUUUGGGGUUUUCGAUCAUUAUCGCAGAAAAAUAGUAUUCACAGAAAAUUUUGAACGAAAUGGAUUCCAUUUUUGGAUUCCUGAUGGUUGAAAACCCCAAAAAGCAUAAAAUUUAAAAAAUUUUUAAAUUUUAACAAUAUUGCGUCAUAUUUAGUAGCCAUUAGUACAAUAUUUUAUAUUUAGUAGCCUUCAGUGCAAUAUUUUUCAUCACCCGAGAAUUCCCCCACCCCAAAAUUCCAUCACCCGAAUAUGCACCACCCGACUUUGCAUCACCCGACUUUGCGAUCACCCGAAAGUUCUCACCCGAACCUGCACCACCCGACUCUGCGUCACCCAUAAAUUCAGUCACCCAUUUUUUGCAGCAUAACCGACUCCAAAAUAUUCUCCGUGAAAAGAGUAAACAACUUGACCAUCUUCAACAACUCUCCAGCCAAUUUGAAAACAAGAUGAGCAAACUUCGCAAGGAACUUCAAGACACCUCAUCGAAACUGAUUUCAACUGAAAAUGAAAGGAAUAAUCUCCGAACUGAGAUCACUCGUAUUCAACAAGAACUGACAUUUGGUGAAGAACAAAUGCGCCGAAAGACCGAUGAGUACCAAGCUGCCAUCGAGGACUGGACUAACGCCCAUCGGCAAGCCGAGGAUGCUAGAGUCAACGCUAUUCAGGAAUUGGAAACUAAAAAGUACGAGCUGAGUGACUUACAGUCUCGCCUGGACAGCACCGAACAACGACUGGCCUAUCUUCAGCAGGAAUAUAUUAAAGCUGACAAUGAAAGAGAUGCGUUGAGAGAUAGCCUUCGCAGAUUCCAGAGUAGCAUCAGUCGUGUAAUUAACAUCAACCGAUUCUCCAACAUUGAUGUAAGCUAACCAACAUGUAUACUCCCCGCCAAAAGUUUUGACCCCCCUUCUAACUCGGUCCAAAGUGUACCAAUUUGGACCAAAUUUGGUACGUAGUCUACUGACAGCCUAGUAACAAAAAUAUCAUAGUAGGACAAACCAUAUUGAUGUAUUUCAAAAUCCAGGGACAAUUUUCAAAAAUCACCUCAAAAAAACGGGACAAAAGUUUUGACCCCCCUGCAAUAAAAUUAAAUAUCGCCACCGGAUGUAGCCCGAACCUUUUACAAUCGAUGCCCCAUACCUGAAUACAGAUUAAUAAAUGCUUUUUCGUUGAAUGCUUCGUUGCAUUUGACGAUGCAAAGCGUUAAACUGAUUCUGAUGUAGAGCUGCCCAAAAUGGUAAAAAUCUUGUACUGGCGCUUUCUAAAAGUUCUAAAUUAUGUUCACAUCAUGUGAUUUUGAUGUGUUAUAACCUGCAUUAACCUUUUCCUUUCGAAAAAAGUCCAUGAUGGCCUAGCGGUAUCGAUUCGGCCGAUAUCUAGUUGCCAUGGUCAGCCUUGGUGAGCCAUUUGCUCUUUCACUAAAGGGCUAGAUGUGGUCGCUAUGUCCUCAAUCUAAUCCUGAGACUCAUAUCAACUCUUAAACCAAGAAUAAACUCCCGCUGACACGAUCUCGUAUGGUUUGCAGAUGCAACUUUGCCGAUCUGCACCUUAAUGAAAACCCCGCUUUUUUCAAAUGGAUUUUUUGCGACCAAAAAUGGCUUUCAUUUAAUGGGCCAGGUAAUUUAGGACGCUACAGCACCCGCCAUGCUCAUUUGAGACGUAUAGAACGACAAAUGGGCGGUAUGGAUGGCAUCGUACUCAGGGGCAUCUACAGUAACGGCAAACUUAAGAUUAAGGUGAAUGAAACCCAUUCCAAAACGCGUCAAAUCAAAACUUUUUACCCUGCUGAGAGUAAAUAGGAGUCUCAGGAUUACAUUGAGGACCUAGCGACCACAUCUAGACCUUUAGUGAAAAAGCAAGUGGCUCACCAAGGCUGACCAUGACAACUGGAUAUCCGCCGAAUCGAUACCGCUAGGCCAUCAUGGACUUUUUUGAAAGGAAAAGGUUAAUGCAGGUUAUAACACAUGAAGAUCACAUGAUGUGAACAUAAUUUAGAACUUUUAGAAAGCGCCAGUACAAGAUUUUUACCAUUUUGGGCAGCUCUACAUCAGAAUUAGUUUAACGCUUUGCAUCGUCAAAUGCAACGAAGCAUUCAACGAAAAAGCAUUUAUUAAUCUGUAUUCAGGUAUGGGGCAUCGAUUGUAAAAGGUUCGGGCUACAUCCGGUGGCGAUAUUUAAUUUUAUUGCAGGGGGUCAAAACUUUUGUCCCGUUUUUUUGAGGUGAUUUUUGAAAAUUGUCCCUGGAUUUUGAAAUACAUCAAUAUGGUUUGUCCUACUAUGAUAUUUUUGUUACUAGGCUGUCAGUAGACUACGUACCAAAUUUGGUCCAAAUUGGUACACUUUGGACCGAGUUAGAAGGGGGGUCAAAACUUAUGGCGGGGAGUAUAUAUAAAAACGUCUUUUAAGGAUAUUUCCGGAGUCCACGGUGAUCCAGGAGCCAGUGGAAUUGGUGGUAUUCAUACGAAUGUCACCACAAACAUCUCUGGUCCCGCUGCCGCCGGCGAUCUGACUGACGACGUUAUCUUCAAGUCAACUCCUCUUCCACCGUCUGACGGAGAAUUGGAAGAACCUCGAGGAGCCGGAGUUGGAAUUAAUAUUUCCAGCAUUGACAGUUCGCUCCAGAAUCUGGUAGCUCGAAUUGAUAAGUUGCAGAGAGAACGCGUAAGUAUAGUUAUUAGGGGUAAAAUGAGGGAACUUCUUUUGUAAAAUAACUGAGUACUUUAGGACGAAUACCGUGAAGAGCUGAACCGUCUCAAACAGAAGACCAACCAGGCCCACACCACCAUAAACAAACGGGAAACGCACUACAAGACUGUUGAAGAAAACCUGACUGAGAUUGAAGACGACAAACGCAAUUUGGAAGUUCAUUUAGCUCAAGCUAAACAACUAAUUCGAUCUCAGGAAGACGCAAUCAAACAACGGGACGAUGAAAGACGCCAGCUUAAAUCCAAGCUGACAGCAUCAGAAUUGCAAGCAAGGGGCAAGGAGGCCCAGAUCAGACAUAUGAAUGAACAACUCCACAACCUCCGAACCGAUCUCACCAAUGCCCAUGAAGAACUUCGAUCUCUGCGGGACAAAGACGAAUCCCUCGAAUCUGGCCGCUAUCAAUUAGAAAGCAAACUUCGAGAUCACGAAAGUGAACUGCAGAAGUUGUCCAUCAGAAUUACCAAUUACGAGUCUGAGAAACAAAACCUUUCUGAGAGAGUAAAAGAGCUUGAAGGGCAACUUAAGCUUAGUGAGACCAAGAAUUCCGACCUUCGAGAUGAUGCCGAAAAGCUGAGAAGAGACCUUCUAAAGGCUGAGGCCACAGAAACUGAUCUCAAGAAAUCUUUGGAUCAAUAUUACAGAAAUAGUGCUGAUGUUCAGACGUUGAGAGAUCAGCUAACCAGAUUACAGAGUGAAUUAAAUGACGCCAAUAACAAGAGACAAAGCCUGGAGACCGAGCUGGUUAGCUCUCGAUCUGAACUUAGAGAUUACAAACAACGAAACCUGGACUUUAAUGGAAGAAUUGGAGACCUACAACGGCAAUUACAAGAUGCCACUUUGGAAAAGAAUCGUGCCGAGAACAGACUCAUCGAUUUGGAAAAGGUAAGGGAAAUAGUCAUCAUAUAACCCUUUACCUUUAUUCUUUCUAGACCUUGGCCACUCAAAGAGUAUCUGAAACCGAUCUCAAGCAACAAUUAGAAAUCCUCCGAACAGAAAAGAAAUCUCUGACGAAAGAAUUGGAAGAGACCAAGACCCGACUACAGCAACUUGAAAGUGAACGAACUUCUUUGAUCAGAAUCCAGGAUGCCUGGAAGAGAGAGAAACAGAGUCUGAUCAAGAAGAUCGAGCAUGUAAGUUCAUUUGUAUUUACCAGGGUUUUUAAUUUGACGGAUUUUUUUCAAUCUGACGUCAACUUGACGCCAAAUUACCGUCAUUUUGGCUAAAUUGGAAAACAACCUUCAAACGCGAGUUUAACAUAGGGUAUGAUGAAUACCGUUUAUAUCAUUCGCAACUAGUUUUAUUUCUUGUUUCACCAUUUUGAUAAGAAUGCAACUUUUGUUUCUAAAAAUUCUAAAGUCCUACGGUUUUUAGGAAAAAUCUACACAAAAUUUCCAAAAAAGCUCAAUUUGACAUUUAAAAUGACAAAACAAUUUUGACAUGACGGCAAUGCGGCAGCGUGACCGAUGCGUCAAGUUGACAACUUAACAAAACUAGUAGUAUUUACAUUACUUAACGUUAUGCAACUUUAUGUAAUAUUUUUGAAAAAAAUACGUAAUGUCGUCUUAUUUUUCAGUUGGAAGGUGAAAAACGUAGAACCGACGCUGCAAUUAGAGAAACUGCCCUGCAACGCGAAGCCAUAGAGAAAUCGCUGAAUGCAAUGGAAAGAGAAAAUAGAGAACUCUACAAGAACUGUGCCCAACUACAACAACAAAUCGCUCAACUCGAAAUGGAUAAUGGAAAUAGAAUCAUCGAGUUGACUAAAAAACAACGAGAAGAGCAAGAACGGCAGACCAUCAAGAUCAAAGCCGAGAAACAACAAAUCGAGAGACUAAUUGAUAGUCGCGAUAGAACUGCCAGACAACGAAUCCAACAACUCGAAGGCCAGAUACAAAGUCUUCGUGAUCAGCUGGAGAAUGAAAGGCGACGGCGCCGAGACAUUGCUGAUAGACAGAUUGUGGGCGAUAUGGGAAGAUUGGGAGGAAAUUACUUCGGUCUCCCAUCAGUCCACACUCGAGUUGGUGUGAAUGGAUUCAGUUCAGUUGGACCCACUUAUCCCCCAGUCGAGAAUAUAGAUAGCACUAGGUGAGAACGACGGCUGAUUUUGAGGAUUUACAAUAUUUUUUAGAUUUAUCCGCUCUACAUUUGCUUCAAAUCCGCUGACCCCGCCUCGAGGAGCCUCAACCCCCACCCGAUCCCAUGUCUUCUCAGGGCAUGAUGAGAGCUCUUCGUCCUUGGCUCGUGAACAUGGAUUCGAUCAGGAACAUCAUGAACCUCAACGCUCUCUGGAUGAUGAACUGCCACAACUCUCUCUUACACGUGGGCUUUAGCUAUCCUGGCCUAACUUUCUCUGAUUUCAGCCCGGAUGUAA
Molecule: messenger RNA, 11458 nt
Organism: Bursaphelenchus xylophilus (pine wood nematode)
Lineage: Eukaryota; Metazoa; Nematoda; Chromadorea; Rhabditida; Aphelenchoididae
Source: the annotation of a GenBank genome assembly